AUGGAUCCGGAGGUCACCCUCCCUUCUGGAAGACUUCUGUCAACAUUAAAAGUUAAAGAUCUACAAAAGGAGCUCAGCAAACGUCGACUAUCAUGCGCUGGCAAAAAAGCUGAUCUUCUUGCGCGACUUACUGAGCAUAUUAUCAUAUAUGAAAGUGGUAGGAAUAGUACUGGUGACCAAGUCAGUGUGAGCCCUGCUACAACCGAAGAACAGAUUUUACCUGAGGUUCUGAUUCGCUCUAAAGAAGUUUCUGAAAGGCAACAGACCAAGAAGAAGACGAAAAAACGUCGAAGCCAUUCAAGAUUGAACGAAACCUUCGAGUACGUAGAAGAUGAUGAAGACACAACCCAAGCGUUCACGCCAGAAGUUAAGUGUGUUGCUUCACUUGUGGACGCUACCCAUCGAAAGAGCAGUCGUCAGGCGAAAGACAGGCGUUCAAGAGGGGACAGCGGCGUUGGUGUCACGCAUGAGGUAGUUCGUGCUCAGACUCCUCGAAGUUCUAGGAAGGCAAAGCGAUCUAGUACUGUCGACCGCGCAGGUUCUCUGACCGAUGACGAGGCGGAACAGAAAUCCGAAGCAGUCCCUUCUCCUGAGUUUCUUACUGAUGAUGAGGGCGACAAAAAACGAGACGAUCCUACUUUUGAUUCAAGACACAUUAGUGCGAAGAACGAUGCUUCACCGAAGGAAAAUAUAAAACAGGAUGGAGAGGCGAUGACGCCAAGUAGAACUAACUCAACAAAACGCGAACAUUCAGAGAAGUCAAUUACGUCAGAAAGCAGAACUAUCACAAUGAGAACAUCGACUCCACAGUCGGUCGGGAGAUCACGCAAUGGCUUUGCAGCUCCUACUGUUUCAUCAACAGCGAGAAGUACAUCCCGAAAAAGAGAAGCGUUGUUUCCCAAUGAUGUCACGAAGACGAUAAAUGAGAAAAGCAACGCGAAUACACCUCGACAUUGUCUACCGUCCACUUCACGGCCGAUCCAGAAAAAAGAAAAGGGGAAUGCAACUGCGCAAUUCGCGCGCCAACAUGCUCUUCUCUUCGCAGAGAUGGAGUCAAUACUUGAUCAACAAAAGAGGAUCGCGCGCAAACAUGAAGAAAACAUGAAAGCCGUCCCUGACGUAGCUAAGCGCCUGGCCACUCCAAAAGCUAUUAGAAAUCCUCUACGUGACGCCAACUCAUCUGUUGGAAAAGAGAGCGGAUACGUGUUUGACGCGUCGAAAGCUAAAACCUCCGUCAGAGAAACGUCCUUUACGUUUGGCAAAGUUGAAGACUUCCGCCACGAACAAAAUCAGGACGCAUCUGGUACGGUUACAACAUCCUUCUCGUUAAGGGCUUCUAAAACACGUGAUCAGAGAGACGUCAAAUCAAGGACAAAGACGUCUGGUAAUCAAAGGAAAAAGACAGGUUUUCUCGGCCUAACGAUGCCAGUGAAUAACUCAUCACUAAAUCGUUUGGCUACUCCAAAGGGAAUGGCACCGGCUCAGGCUCGUCAAAAGGUUGCAUACACACCUCGGCGUGGAGCGGUCGGCGCAUUUGUGGACACUACCAAACUUUCUGAUCGUGAAUACGAACUCGCUGUUGCCAACGGACUAAUCAAGGCCAGAAGCAGAGCGUCUGCUAAAGUGGAGACCAGUCGCAGAUCUCGUAGAGAUGAUAUUUUGGACGUUAGAAGAAAGCUUAAUAUUUGA
This is a messenger RNA of Necator americanus (New World hookworm), 1689 nucleotides long. RefSeq lists its product as uncharacterized. Bases 1 to 1689 code for a protein of 562 amino acids. The transcript has 18 exons. The record is from RefSeq and is a predicted model, not a curated record. Lineage: Eukaryota; Metazoa; Nematoda; Chromadorea; Rhabditida; Ancylostomatidae.